AUGGCGGGCACCGCCGGUGGGUUGUCGGGCAUGAGGGUUUUCGUAAACAACGUGGAUGGUUUCCUGGCGGGUGCUAUUUGCGCCGACCUCUGCAAGUUGGGGCCGAGCUUCGUCGGCACUCGCAAGGGGCGCGCAGACGAGCUGGUUCCGCCGAUGGUGAGGAGGAUUGUCCCGCGGGUGGAGGUGCGCCGAUUGCUGAAAGCGGUUGCCGCCUGCGACGUGAUCAUCUACGACUUACACGACGCGGACCUGGAGGAGUUGGAGUUGGUGUUGCAGACGCUCCACUCUUCGCAGCUGCGACAGGACGUUGUCUUCAUCCUCGUAUCUUCCGUCGGCGUCUGGGCGAGGACACAGCGCGAGUACGAGGAGAUUGUCGAAGAGCCGGCGCCAGUGGAGCCACCCGCUGCCGACACGCCUGUAGAGUCGGAGCAGCCGAAAGCAGAGCCACCACCUGCAAGGGCUCCCAAGUCGAAAAGCAAAGCCCGAACAUCGCCGCCGCCAGCUGCGCCGACACCCUCGGAGCCAGCGCCUGCCGAGGAUCCGGUGGCCGAGGCUGUGGUGGACGCGGAGCCAGCGGAGCCAACGCCGCCCAAGCUGCGGCCACGGCCGCUGCGGUCGGAGGACUACGUACGCCGGGUGCCGGCAGUGAAGUUCCAGGAAUGGAAGGCCAUCGAGGCGCAGGUGCUGGCGCUGAGGGGCAAGCCUGGCGUUUCCCCGUACGUGGUGUGCUGCGGGAUCCCCUACGGUAACGGGGAAGACGCCUUUCUGGGCCUCUUCAAGUCUGCCUGGCAGACGCUGCCCACCUUGCGAGUCAUAGGCGAAGGGGACAACUAUUUGCCCCUGGUGCACGCCCGGGACGCUGCGCGCAUGGUGCGAGAGGUUUUGGAGCGGAGGCCUCGUUUGGAAUACCAUCUGGCUGUCGACAGAGGCGACAUGACGCAGCGUACCCUCGUCGAGUCCGUGGCUGCCGAGUUCGGCAUGACCGAACCAGUCCCGUCGAUCAGUGUUCCUGAGGCCCUCUUGGCAGAGCUUGCAGACAUGCUCACGUUAGACUUGCGGAUGCUGCCCAGCUCGCUCGUAGAGGCGGCGCCGUCGGAUGUCCCUUCUGGUACGGACGCUGGGGGCACGCCGGUCGGCGGAAUUGCCACAGGGCCGUCCUUCCGCUGGUGGUGCGAGCAGGGGCUGGCCGCGAAUAUCGGCAAGAUUGCCUCCGAGUUCUGUCGCUGGCGGCGACUGUCACCGCUCCGCGUCUGCAUCGCUGGGCCGCCAGGCACCGGUGCGGACGAGCUGGCGCAGCGGCUGGCGAAGCAGUACCGCGUGCCCUCCGUCGACUUCUACCAGCUGGUGGAGGAGCAGCGCCGGGCACCGACCCCGCUGGGCGCCCAGCUCGCGCAGGCGAUGGACGAGAUCGAGAAGGGAGUGGCGAACCCAAAGUAUACAGGUGUCUUCCACCUCCCCGCGCCUCUCGCGGCGCAGUGCGUGGAGGAGGGCCUCAGGUCCAGGCCCGCGGCCUACCGCGGCUACGUGCUCUCGGGGUACCCGCGCCAGGCCGACGACCUGCCCGAGUUCUUCUGCGAGGACGCGCCGCCGCCGCCGGCCGCGGAGGAGCCCCCGGCCUGCGAGCUGCAGGGCGAGGGCGCACCGCAGCCCGCGGAGGAACAGCCCCCGUCGAUUGUGCUGCGCGGGUCGGCGGUCCAGGACGCCGUCGUGCUCCUGUCCUGCCCAGAGCAGAGCUGUCUGGCUCGCCUGAGGAGCAGUAGCAAAAACGGCACGGCUCUCGAGGGUCUCGCCAAGAGGAGGAUCGAGGGGUGGACCAAGGAGAAUCCGCCCGAGCCGGUGCCGGGUGAGGGUCUUGCUGGCGCCAUCGCGGAAAAGCUCGGAAUGGAGCCAGUGCGGCUGAACUCCGACGAGGCGGAUAUGGAGGAGAUGGUGAGGCAGGUCGUCGGGCAUCUGCAGGCGAGGCGGGCCGUGCGCAACUUCCUGCGGCCCGUCGAGGUCCCCCGACCAGAGCCGGCGGAGGAGGAGCCCGUCGAGGGCCCGUCCGCCGCAGACGAGGCGGCCAGGCGGGAGGCGGACGUCCUGCGCCUGCGGCGGAGCGAGCAGGCGCAGAAGCUGGAGGCGCUGAAGCGCGAGGAGCAGAAACAGCUCGAGAAGCAGUCCGAGCCGCUGCGCCAGUAUCUCACCAACCACGUGGUGCCCACGCUCACCAGCGGGUUGAUAGACCUGUGCCGCGAGCAGCCCGAGGAUCCUGUCGGCUAUCUCGCGGAGUACCUGUCGGUCUACUCUCAGGUGGCCAAGGCUCAUGGCAAGAAGCCAUCUGCCAGGCCGGCCUGA
Molecule: messenger RNA, 2334 nt
Organism: Prorocentrum cordatum
Lineage: Eukaryota; Dinophyceae; Prorocentrales; Prorocentraceae
Source: the annotation of a GenBank genome assembly